This is a messenger RNA of Dentiscutata erythropus, 346 nucleotides long. NCBI's taxonomy places the organism in Eukaryota, Fungi, Glomeromycota, Glomeromycetes, Diversisporales, Gigasporaceae. The record is from the annotation of a GenBank genome assembly.
ACCUUAUAAAGUUGAAAAAGUUAUUUCCACUACUGCAUAUCGACUAAGACUACCUUCUAAUCUGAAGAUCCAUCCUGUCUUCCUUGUUUCAAUGCUAAAACCAUAUAAAGAAAACCUAACUGACUUUAACCGCGACAUAUCACCACCACCUGAAGUAAUUCCUGAAACCAAUGAAGAGGAAUAUGAAGUAGAAACAAUUUUGGACAAGAAACUAAUGCGUAGAAAACCCUUCUACCUGGUCAAAUGGAAAGGAUACCCAUUGCAUGAUGCCACUUGGGAACCUAAGGAAAAUCUCACCAAUGCCGCUGAUAUAGUAACAGUUUUUGAGAAUUCACGAGGACGUUGA